CUUCAUUGUCUCACGCAAUUCUUUGACGUAACACACCCCUCCGACCCACAUCUCUCUCCAAGUGAUUCUCCUCAUCAGCCACCCCUCCCCCGCAACUCUCUAUAAAAUAUUAAUAUCAAAAGCAACUCGCGCGACGAGGACAAAUAUGAAAUAAGAGAAACUAAACACAAACAGAGAAGCGAAAGGGAAGCACGUUGGUUUAGUAAUUCACAUGUAAACACAUUUGUUAUCGUUAGAGUUUGACAAACAAAACUAUUACUUCACGAGAAAAACAUCUCGUGGUAUAUAUACAUAUACAUGUAUAUGUAUACGUAUAUAUAUAAUAAAAUAUAGGCUUAACAGUAGAUCUCGCCAAAUAUUGUUUUGGUUUUUAAGCGCGUGAGUGUAUCUAUCUAUCUAUCUAUCUAUCUAUCUAUCUAUCCAUCAGUAGUAGCAGUAGUUUUGGUAAUAGCAUUAAUAUUAGUAUAAUAGCAACAAUCGCAACCAACGUUCCUUGCUUUACACUGUGUGAUAAAUGAAUUGGAUCGUAAGUUAUAUAAAGCUAAAAUCAGACUUUGGAAAGAAACAAAGAGACCUAAAGAACAAUCAAGAGUUAUUUUAAUCCAAAAUUUGCUGAAGCUGACUCGUGUGGGAUGUUAAAAAAUACUUGGACAAAAAAAUGCCUAAUGCUUUUCUUGUACGAUCUAAAUCACGGACAGAAGAUUAUUUUCACAAUGAUACUAAAGUUGUGGAAGCAGUUUCAAAUCUUAAAUCAGUGCCUUCUGACACAGAUUCUAACAACAGAUUCUUAUGGUCCAGUCUUUCAUAUGACCAAAAACUUCUCAUUGGUGGAAUAUGUUUGAGUGACCUUUUAUCAUCAAUAUCCCUUUCCAUUAUGGCACCAUUUUUCCCCAAAGAGGCAGAGGAUCGUGGAAUCAGUAUUACCACAUCAGGAUGGAUAUUUGGAGUGUUUUCUUUAACUUCAGUCUUUAUGUCAGUUAUUUUUGGUCGUCUUGUAUCAGUUGUCGGAACUAAAUUCUUGUUUUUGUCUGGAUUAUUUUUUGCUGGAGGAUGUACAAUAUUAUUUGGAUUUUUGCAGUUCCUUCCAAUAGAUCCAAAUAACAACUUCCACUUUUUGAUUCUAUGUUUUGUGUUGAGAGUAUUUAUGGCCAUUGGUUGUACAGCCUAUAACUGUAGCAGUUUUACCAUUAUGUCUUUGGAAUUCCCCGAUGACAUCAGUACUGCUUUUGGUAUAACAGAGACGUUUGUAGGAAUUGGUCUUGCCGUAGGACCAGCACUUGGUGGAGCUUUAUACAGUGUUGGAGGCUUCAUCUUACCAUUUGUUGUUGUUGGUUCUAUAUUUUGGUGUGUGGUUCCUUUCACCUUUUGGAUAUUAUCAAAACGAAAAGACUGGAAAGUUGAACAGAAGAAGAAUAUUAUGAGGCCAUUAUUAAAGUCUCCAAUGUUAUUAGUAAUGUGUUUUGUAAUCUUCAUGUCAUCAACAGUCUGGGCAGGCUUAGAUCCAAUACUUGAACCACAUUUACGUAUGUUCUCAUUAAGUGGUUCACUUGUUGGUCUUGUGUUUCUUCUAAUAUCUGUGACGUAUGCUAUUGCUUCACCUUUCUGGGGUAAACUCUCAGACAGAGUGGAUGAUGCUAAUAAAUUACUUAUAGCAGGAUUCUUUAUGAUUGCAUUUGUCCUACUGUUCCUUGGACCAGUACCUAUUUCUGGGAUACCAGAUGAUCUUUUGUGGUUAAAUAUCAUAUGCCUUGCAUUACUUGGUAUAUUUGUAAGUCUCACAGUUCUACCAACAUAUGACAUGCUUCUAGAACUUGCAAUAGAAGCAGGACUACAAAAAUGUUCCAGUACAUAUGGAUUAGUAUCUGGUAUUUGGGGAUCAAUGUAUGCAUUCGGUGAAUUCGUUGGACCAUCUUUAAGUGGAUUUCUUAUGGACAGUGUUGGCUUCCAGUGGUGUACAAUUUACAUGGCCAUCGGGUGUUUUUCUGCUGGCCUCUUACUGUUUUUCAUUAAAAUAUUUGAAGAUAUCAAGGAAUAUGGUCUGACCAAAUUGCAAAUGGAAGAAAGAAAUCCAUUGUUAGAUGCUGACACACAAAUGAAAGGAUUCUUUGGGAGUUACUCUAUAUGAUGUUGUAUCUGAUAUUCGUGUAUUGGAUGGGGUAGGCUGAUGAAAAGGAGAUUUGAAAAAAAGAUAAAGAAAAAACAUACUUAAAUGGGGGAAAAAAUCAAACAAACUAAAGUAAAACUGCUUUCAUACCAAGGAUAUUU
Molecule: messenger RNA, 2265 nt
Organism: Octopus sinensis (East Asian common octopus)
Lineage: Eukaryota; Metazoa; Mollusca; Cephalopoda; Octopoda; Octopodidae
Product: MFS-type transporter SLC18B1-like
Exons: 14
Coding region: 659-2125 (488 amino acids)
Biological process (GO): transmembrane transport
Molecular function (GO): transmembrane transporter activity
Source: RefSeq, a predicted model, not a curated record